AUGUCCUUCAGGAAAAUCGCCGUUGCCGCUGCCCUGGUGGCCGGUCUCCAAAUGGCUGGCUCAUCUGCGCAAUCGCUCAGCACUCAAUGCCAGGCAGCACUUGCCACCAUCGUCGGGAACUCGGACGCGUCGUGCUUGAACGCGCAGGCCCUCAUCGGCCUCGUUGUCUCCACCUCCAGCACGACAAACACCUCCAUUGUCCCCACGGUCAACACCUGGCUCACCGGCAUGUGCUCGCGCCCCGCGUGCACAAACGCCACCCUUGCCACUGUUGUUUCAAGUGUGACCUCUGGGUGCUCGACCGAGCUCGGGCAACUCGGGCUGUCGGACGUCGACUCCAGCUCCCUCACCGCGCUCGUGCAAUCCGCAUACCCCACUGUGCGCCAGGUAGCAUGUCUCGGCGACACGAGCAACAACAACACCCUGUGCUUGACCGAGACGCUCAACAACCUCGAGCCGUACACCGGCACGCUCACCGUGUCCAACAUCGAGGCGGUCGCGUCCCAGAUCGUCGCCGGCACCGUCCCGAACGUUCCCUCGAACGUCACCUGCACGGACUGCACCAAGGCCGCGUUCAACCUCGUCGAGCAAAACUUCAACGGCCUCCUGUCGGGCUUCUCAAGCGAUGUCAGCACCACGUGCGGCUCCUCCUUCAUCGAUGGCUCGCAGCCCGCGAGCGUCACCCAGCUGGCUUCCGACAGCACCGCGUCUGCGGCGGCGACGUCCAACGCAGCGGCCGGCAUGUUCACCGCGCAGUUCGGCUUCGCGCCCCUGGCCGGUGUCGCUGCGUCAGCCCUGGUUACCUUCACCUCGGCGUUCUUCGUGCUCGCUUGA
Messenger RNA from Trametes versicolor FP-101664 SS1, 834 nucleotides. RefSeq lists its product as uncharacterized. The transcript has 4 exons. NCBI's taxonomy places the organism in Eukaryota, Fungi, Basidiomycota, Agaricomycetes, Polyporales, Polyporaceae. The record is from RefSeq and is a predicted model, not a curated record. Bases 1 to 834 code for a protein of 277 amino acids.